AUGGCUGUAAGACAGGUAUCUAAAAUAUUUGUGGCAUCGAAAGUGGCCAACAUAGCAGACAUCCUGCGACAGUCCCUCAAGGAGGCGGGUCUGGGCGCUGUUUGUGUGCAGCAGCUGACACUUUCUAACAAUGAUACAGGGUUAUCCAAGGAAAGCUUGGACAAGAUCCCUGGCAUUGAGGUCCUGCUUGCUGAUCCAGUAUUUAUAGCUCAAGUUUUGGUACAUCCCGGUAACAAGUCUAGAUGGAUUCAAAACACUUUUGCUGGUCUUGAUGCUAUAGUGAGAGCUUUGGGGACACUGGAGAAACCACCUGAAUUUUUGUUGACUCGGCAAACAGAAGGCUUUGGGCAAUCAAUGGCAGAAUAUGUCAUUGGUCAAAUAGUUGCAAGAGAAAGGAAUUUUCCACUGAUGAAUGAUUUGCAAAGGGCAUCCAGAUUUGACUAUUCACAGCUGACCCAGUACAGACGCCUGAAUGAGUUAAACCUGGGAAUUCUGGGACUUGGAAAUAUUGGGACAGAAGUGGCCCGUCAGUGCAAAGCUGUCAACAUGACAGUGUGGGCGGCUGUCAGAGAUGAGCGGCUUUUUACAGGCCAAACCAGCCAUCAGCAUGUCCACUAUCUCAGACCCAUGUCCAAGUUGCCAGAACUGCUACAGGAAGUGGACUACCUGGUCAGUAUUUUACCCAGCACGCCAGGCACACGAAACCUCCUCAGUGGUGAUGUUCUGAAACCGUGUGCAGGAAAGAAAACUGUAUUUAUCAACAUUGGACGGGGAGAUAUCAUCGAUGAUGCCAGCCUGAUACACGCUGUCAGGUCAGGCUGGUUGGGUGGUGCCAUAUUGGAUGUCUUUAACACAGAACCCCUGCCCAGUGAGAGUCCCUUGUGGACUUUGCCUGGAGUCACUAUAACACCACAUGUUAGUGGUAUCACUGAUACCAGUACAGCUGUGAAAACAUUUGUCAAUAACCUGAUUCGUUACCAAAAUGGCCAGCCUCUUAUCAAUCAGGUGGACUUGACGCGUGGAUAUUAA
Messenger RNA from Candidula unifasciata, 1029 nucleotides. The record is from the annotation of a GenBank genome assembly. Lineage: Eukaryota; Metazoa; Mollusca; Gastropoda; Stylommatophora; Geomitridae.